GGAAGCAGUAGAAGAAGUCUGAGUUGGACUUCCUGUUUAGUUUUUCUCGUCGCAUGAGGUACAGUUUGGGAUAAAAGUUGUUUUUUUUCAUCUGGGAGGUUUGGUCGAAACCUGGACCCGGAGCGAACAGACUCGGAACCGGACCCCGCGAGGAUAGACCCAGAUACACACCCGGAUCCUGAGCAGACAUGGCUCGAAAUGCAGAGAAGGCCAUGACGGCCUUGGCUCGGUUCAGACAGGCCCAGUUAGAGGAGGGUAAAGUAAAGGAGAGGAGGCCUUUCCUGGCAUCAGAGUGCAGUGAACUCCCUAAAGCUGAAAAAUGGAGGAGACAAAUAAUCAGUGAAAUCUCAAAGAAAGUGGCUCAGAUCCAGAAUGCUGGUCUUGGAGAGUUCAGGAUUCGGGAUCUUAAUGAUGAGAUCAAUAAGCUACUGAGAGAGAAGGGUCACUGGGAAGUCCGAAUCAAAGAGCUUGGAGGACCUGACUAUGCACGUGUCGGUCCAAAGAUGUUGGACCAUGAGGGGAAGGAGGUCCCAGGAAACCGAGGGUACAAGUAUUUUGGAGCAGCCAGAGACCUGCCGGGAGUCCGAGAGCUCUUCGAGAAAGAGCCUGCCCCUGCGGUGAGGAAGACGAGGGCAGAGCUGAUGAAGGACGUUGAUGCAGAGUACUACGGUUACCGCGACGAAGACGAUGGUGUCCUACUGCCUCUGGAGGCACAGUACGAAAAACAAGCUGUGUUGGACGCGGUGCUGAAGUGGAGGACAGACAGAGAAUCUCGUCUGACCACAGAGGAGGAAGAGGAGAACAUCUACACCGUCCACAACGAAGAGCCUGAUGGCGAUGACAUUGGGGAGGAGGCUGAGGGAGAGGAGGGAGGAGUCGGCUUCAUCGCUCAUGUACCCGUUCCAUCACAGAAAGAGGUGGAGGAGGCUCUGGUUCGGAGGAAGAAGAUGGAGCUGUUGCAGCGUUACGCCAGUGAGACCCUUCAGGCUCAGAGUCAGGAAGCUCGGACCCUCCUCGGCCUGUAGGAGGGGGAGGGCCUUCUGUAUGGGGAGCCGGGGCCUCUGUUGUCAUGUACAUAAUGUGAUUUUUUAUUCCUGUGUUUGAUAAUAAAACUGGUUGAGCUCA
This is a messenger RNA of Sphaeramia orbicularis (orbiculate cardinalfish), 1125 nucleotides long. It is a transcript of the gene isy1, whose product is annotated as ISY1 spliceosome associated protein. Lineage: Eukaryota; Metazoa; Chordata; Actinopteri; Kurtiformes; Apogonidae. Gene Ontology annotation, biological process: generation of catalytic spliceosome for second transesterification step. The transcript has 11 exons. Bases 189 to 1025 code for a protein of 278 amino acids. The record is from RefSeq and is a predicted model, not a curated record.